This is a messenger RNA of Spirodela intermedia, 402 nucleotides long. Lineage: Eukaryota; Viridiplantae; Streptophyta; Magnoliopsida; Alismatales; Araceae. The record is from the annotation of a GenBank genome assembly.
AUGGAGGGCUCCGCCGGAGAGAUGGGCUCGCCGGAACGGCUCAACGGCGAGGCCGCCCCCGGCGGGAGGCCGUACGGGUGCAUGUUCUGCAAGCGGGGCUUCUCAUCGGCGCAGGCCCUCGGUGGCCACAUGAACGUCCACCGGAGGGACCGCACGAGGAUUCGCCGCCCUCCCGGAGAUCCUCCGGCGGCCGAGCCAUCCAGAAGCUCCGCCAAGUUCUCCCCUACGCCGCCCUCUCCGCCGCGGGCGAACAGGCGGAGGGAGCUAAGCCUGCUCGGAGGUUACCUGCAACUCGGCCUCCCCACGCAAGAAGACGAUGGGCGGCAGCGGCGGCGGCCGGAAGACGAGCCGGGUGGCGGGUUGGACUUGGAGCUCCGACUUGGUCACGAGCCCAAGAACUGA